Molecule: messenger RNA, 4125 nt
Organism: Sphaerodactylus townsendi
Lineage: Eukaryota; Metazoa; Chordata; Lepidosauria; Squamata; Sphaerodactylidae
Gene: FAM171A2
Product: family with sequence similarity 171 member A2
Exons: 4
Coding region: 46-2208 (720 amino acids)
Source: RefSeq, a predicted model, not a curated record
GGCGGCGGCGGCGGCGGGAGGAAGAGGAGGAGGAGGAGGAGGAGGAUGCCGCGGCGGCUGCUGGCGCUGGUGCUGCGGGGGGGGGCGCCGUCGGCGGCCCUGCGCCUGGCCCUGCUGCUGCCGCUGCUGCUGGGCCCGGGCUGGCAGGCGCACGGCAAGGCGCAGCCCGGGGAGCUCCGCAGCCCGCAGGAGGUGGUAAUCAAAGUCCAGGUGUAUGAGAAUGGUGAUUUGUCCCCACUGCCUCAGGCUGCUGUGGAGGUCUACGGGAACCAAACCUCACUGGCUUCAGGUGUGACUGACCACGACGGGAUCAGUAUGUUGCCCAUCAACUAUCGCCUGGGAACCUGGGUCCUCGUCACGGCCUCCAAGCGUGGCUUCGUCACAAACUCUGUUCCUUGGCGUGUCAGCAAGCUGCCACGUGAGUUGUGGGUCUCCUUCUCUGGGUCAGAGUGUGUAGCUUCCGGGGGAGGGGAAAGAGUGAUUGUCCACAGGCUAAUAAGAGUUGCCUUCCUUACAGGGCUGGCGGGCGGAACAGCGGGCAUGAAGGACCUUGUCACUUACCACACCCUCAUUCUGCUAACUAUCCUGGGCGCCCUGGCGUUGCUGGUUCUCAUUCUUCUGUGCCUACUCAUUUACUACUGUCGGAGGCUGUGUCUGAAGCCACGGCAGCCGCAUCGCAAGCUGCAGCUCUCUGGUGCGCUGGAUGCCUCCAAGAAGGACCAGGCCACCUCCAUGUCCCAGAUCAACCUCAUCUGCACGAGUCACAUGGAGACCGCCUCGUCCAACGGGGACAUGGACGUCCACACGCCCAUCCUCAAGUCAGCCUUCUCCUCCUCCCGCGAGUUCGAGAGCUCUCGAGAGGAGUUCUUCAAGCAAGUCACCAGCCAGAAGGCGCGCCACGCGAGCAAGGCCUCUGCAGCCGACACCCUCAGCCAGCAGGGGGCCUCCAAGGAUGACUACCCCCGAGUGACAGAGGGGUACUCUCUCAAGGCAGCCCGCUCCAUGGACGUCCCCGGCCCACUGGAGCCCCCGCUCUUGGAGGACUACAAGCGCAGCUAUUCCCACCAGCGCAUGGAGGACAAGAGCACCGACACACAUGGCAAGCAAGGGCGCGGCGACGGCAAGGCCUACCUGCAAGAGCCCCCCUCGCCACCCCCCCUCCCACCACCCUUUGAUCACUACGUCGGCCACAAAGGGGAUCCCAAGCCCCCCGACUACAUGCUGUCCCAGUCGGUCGACCACCUGGCCCGCCCCACCUCCCUGAGCCAACCCGGGCAGUUAAUCUUCUGCGGUUCAAUCGACCACAUGAAGGACACCAUGUAUCGCAACGUCAUGCCGACUCUCGUCAUCCCUGCCCACUACAUGCGCUUGGCGCCGUCAGAGCAGCCUCCCGGGAGUUCUGAGAACCCGCCAGACAUGGACCCAGCCGGCCUGGGGCUGCCUCACCAGUUUGGCCCCCAGGAGCAGCAGCGGCAGCAGUUCCUGCAACAGCAGCUGCGGCACCCCCAGUUCCAGCUGCAGCAGCCACACUCGUUGGAAGAGGCGGAGGGGAAGGGGUGGGGCCCCCACGCCCAGUCUGUCAGUGGCUCCGUGACCAUCCCUGUCUUGCUGAACGAGUCCACCAUGGCCCAGCUGAACGGGGAACUGCAGGCCCUGACUGAGAAGAAGCUGCUGGAGCUGGGGGUGAAGCAGCACCCCCGCGCCUGGUUCGUGUCCUUGGACGGGCGCUCCUCGCAGGUCCGCCACUCUUACAUCGACCUCCAGGGCAACGAGAGGAGCCGCAGCACCGACGCGAGCCUCGACUCGGGGGUGGACGUCAACGAAGCCAAACCGCCCAAGCGCCACAAGGAGGAGCGCCUGGGCUCUGCCACGGCCCCGGCCUACUCCAAGCUGGUCUUUGCCGACGCCGACACGGAGCAGAGCAGCAGCGAGAGCCGCACGGCCAUCUGCUCCCCUGAGGACAACUCGCUGACCCCCCUGCUGGACGAGAACGCCGACCACCGUGCCGCUACCAUCCCUCGGCGCGGGCGCAGCCGUGGCAACAGCUCUCGCAGCAGUAACAGCAACAGCGAGCUGCGGCGUGACUCCAUGACCAGUCCUGAAGAUGACAGCAACGACCCCUCGGAAGGGACGGAUGACCAGGGGGACAAGAAGAGCCCCUGGCAGAAACGGGAGGAGAGGCCCCUCAUGGUUUUCAACGUGAAGUAGCCAGCGGGUGAAUGGGAUGGCCCUCGUGGUGCAGUGAGGGGAGCUAGAGGUUAUGGAGCCCAUGGAGGACAGAUUUCGCACGUGGGUCCGGCACGCCUCCUCUUUCUUUCCAUAUGUUCAAGGCUUGGCAGAGCAGAAGCCCCAGACGUCCGGCAGCAGAGAGAAGCAGACUGAACGAGAAAACAGGGUGGGGAGCGUGGCCCAGCUUUUCACAGACGUCCCAGCAUUCCCUGCGGUCACUCGUGACACUUGUCCUGCCUGAAGCAGGUUCGAAGCACUGCGCCCACCACCUUUUGGCCUUUCCCCCGUUUUUCCACCAACACCAGCCAGUCUGAGCCGGGCGAGGACUGCCGAGGAAACGGGGAGGUCUCGCUGCCCUCGAUGCUCCGCUUCCGCCAGGAGGAGGGCCCAGCCCAGCCCGUCUCGCCCUCGAGCCGCUUCCCAGAAUCCCUUGCUCUUCACCACACUUGGCAUGGCCAGGAUUAGGACUGGCCCCACUCCCUGGUACUCUGGGAAGUGAAGUCGAAGGCGUCGCUGGGACCUACCCUGACCCCCGCGGGGGUUUGUACAGUUCCUUUAAAAAAAACUCAAGUUCUGUGGAUUUUCCAAGCCACAGCACACGGUUCAGGGUGGGGGGCGGGGGGAAGGGGCAGGUGCCCGAGGGCCGUAGGCCGGUGAUGCCCCAUCUUUGCCUGUUGUGCCUGAAUGCCCCAGCACAGAGUAAUGGCACAGAGCCCAGGCAAGCGUGGCGGGUUUGGGUGGGAAUGUGGGGGCACUGGUGUGACUAUUUGUACAUAUAUGUGUGCAUGCGUGUGUGUGGUGGGGGAGGGGGGUGGGGGGUAUCUCAGCCAUGGGUCUGUACGUGUGGGUAGAGUGUGUUGGUUGUGCCUGACCUCGCUGCCAAACCAGCGCAGUCGUGGAAUCGCCUCUGUGCCCCGCCCCCUUUCUUGCCUCGUGCCUCAACUCCUCCAUGUCCUCCAAGUGCCUUCCUGCCCCGAUGUGGCCUCCCCAGCCCUCCCCCAGCAGCUGCAGGGGCUGCCUGGGGGUCCUUGGAGGGGGGGUGCAGAUGCGCCAUCUGUUCAGAGCUGCUGCAGCUGUGGCGGGGAGGGGGAGGGACGGCCGAAGGAAAAUCCUCCUCGGUCUAUAAUCCCUUCCCUCUGUGGUGGGGGCAGCGCCAGGGCGAAUAUUCGGUCAGCGUUGCCUCCCAGCCCCCUCCUCCCUGAGCCAUCAGCAGACAGAGUGUCGGAGGGGAGCUCCUAAUCCCUCUGUGGUGCCCCCCCACCCUCCCAGACAAAAAGUGCUCAGAGAAUGGGGGGGGGGGCUGAAGUCAUUGCUGGAGGGGAGUUUUGCCCUGUAGAUGGGGGAAGAGGUAAAGUGCCUCCAAAGACAGCCCCUAGUAGGUUCAAGGAAGGCAUUUUUGGAGGUUUUUUGGGCCGUGGGGGGGGGGGUUCCUUUGGGAAUGAGGAAGAGGACUUACUGGCCAACCCCACACAGUAGUACUCGAACCAGCCCCUAACAUAGGAGGAGAGCAAGGGUGGGCGGCAGCUGCCAAGAUGGACGUAAAUGUCUUUGGAGGCUUUUAGUAUUUUCUUUUUACAGAUGGUGAACCACUUGAACCGAUCCCAGGCCUUUGUAGCUGGGGGGAGGACAAGUUUGGAUCGGUCAGACAUUUCCUCAUCUUAUUCCUGAACCACUGAAAACACUUCAUAGAACACCCCCCCCCACCCCCCCCACGCACUUCCUGCUCAGACCUGCCAUGCUCCAGUUCGGAAGCCUUUUUGGUCUCUGUUGCAUUUCAGAGCUCUUCCUUCCUUCCUUCCUUCCUUCCUUCCUUCCUUCCUUCCUUCCUUCCUUCCUUCCUUCCUUCCUUCCUUCCUUCCUUCCUUCCUUCCUUCCUUCCUUCCUUCCUUCCUUCCU